AAUAACUGAGAUGUUUGAAACAAUGAAACCAUGAAUUUUCUUUUCUUGUAAAAAAUACACUUCUUUUUCAGACACCUAUGGAUACACCCUACAUAAGCUGAAAAGUGAUUACAACAACAGGUAUCACCAGACAGAAACAUCCCAACAGAUGAAUGACUUUCAAGCAAUCAUCUUUAGAAAUGCUGAGAGGAAGCAACGUCUCCAAGAGCAAUGUAGGAGUGUAAGUCAAUCCAGCAAUAGAACAGACAUAAACAGGCAUGAAUUCUUUAGAAAAGAUACUGUAAGGUUUCUGACCAACCCAGGUUUAUCUCUUGUCUACUGUCGCGUCAAUAAAGCUGCCUCGACGUAUACUUUUCAAACACUUGUUGAAAUCUUUAACUGCACAAAGGAGUGCUUCCAGCAUUCUUCUGAAAGAAUUCGGAGAUUGCAUUAUGAACGCAAAAAGAAAACACUUGAUGGUGCUCACAAAUUUAUGUUUGUUAGGGAACCAUACGGACGACUAUUUUCAACAUAUUGCAAUAAGUUUUAUUUCCCAAAAGGCUAUUGGGAUCCAAUAGGAAAAGAUAUUGUUUUAAGAUUCAGAGAGAAACCGUCAGAAGACAGUUUAAAGUAUGGACAUGAUGUGACAUUUGCUGAACUUAUACGAUAUACUAUUGAAGACUUUGAAGCUGGUAACAAAAUGGAAGAACAUAUCAGACCCAUGCAUACCAAUUGUAAACCUUGUGACUAUGAAUAUGAUUUUAUAGGAAAAUUAGAAACAAUGAAAUCAGACUGGAAAUAUCUAGCACAUGAGUGGAAAUCUAGGAACAUUACAACAAAUAUCCCUACUGAUAUUGGCGAAAUAUCAAGAAAAGCGUUUGGUGAAAUGAAAUUUGUUUUUCGUACUCUUAAAAGAGUUAAAGAGUCGAAAAUAGAUCUGUAUGACCUUUACCAAAGAGCAUGGAAUUACUACCAGAUAACUUCAGUUAUAUCUAAACAUAUAGAAAUGCCAUUUUCAAGAAUUGUUAACAAAAAUAUUUCAUAUGAACUAUUUCUUCAGCAACUGUCGGCUGCGCGUGAACGGUCAGCUGCAAGUUCUACCAAAAUUAAAGCUCAAAAACAUGAAGCAAUGUUACAGGCUUAUUCUACUGUGCCUUUGAAAGAUUUGGAAAGACUGAAAAAUGUAGUCAAAGAAGACUGCCUGCUGUUCGGUUAUGACGAGAGUCCUGAAUGGCUGUUUGGUGGUAAGACUCUACAAAGUGAGUCUAAUACAUUUAAUUACUUUAGCGGUAUAAGCAGAGGCAACGUGUAACGUGAAUGAAACUUUUAGAAACGAGCGUCGAAAAAGUAUCUCCGUAUUUAUAAUUGUUGCUGGUGAAAAUAUAUAGACAUACCAUAACGAGAGUACAUACUGGUUUGGGAGUUUGCUGGUGAAAAUAUACAGGCAUACCAUAAGGAGAGUACAUACUGGUUUGGGAGUUUGCUGGUGAAAAUAUACAGGCAUACCAUAAGGAGAGUACAUACUGGUUUGGGAGUUUGCUGGUGAAAAUAUAUAGACAUACCAUAAAGAGAGUACAUACUGGCUUGGGAGUUUAAUCUGAUAAAUAUACCCGACACAUCCUUGAUAUCAAUAAUAAACCCGACACUUCCUAAAUUAAAUGCAUCCAAUAAUAAGCAAUCAUAUUGACCAAGAUAUGAGCGAGAAAAUAAAAUCUUGAUAGGUCAUGAUGGUUUUAAUUGUUUGAUUUUGUACACCUUUAUCUCGAACAUGAACAACAUUAUUACUCGCUCUACAAUGUUGCAAAUGUCAGUAAAACUGCAAUAUAACUUUGUUUACUCGAACUUGAAAUGAAGUUCAUGCAAAUUUGUUUCAGAGAUCAGUAGUUCAAAACAUUCAAAAUCAGUCGGUUUUCAGAAAGUUAUCAACCUUACUUGGAAAUCAUCUGCAAUACUUGAAAGUUUAAUGCAUAUAUAGUAUAUGCAUAUAUAUUUUGGAACAAUACUAUUGACUCUUUUAACGAUUCCCUAAAUUAAACAUGUAUAUGACGUAAUGAAAUCUAGACAAUCAUUUAGAAGAACACAGAAAAGUAAAAUAAUAGCAGACUUGGUUUGACUGAAUCAGUUCAAUGGAGAUAAUAAAAUGUGCAACACACUUCGAGCCCAUAGACCAACUUUACCGGAAUUCGUUUUUACAAUGAAUUCAUGGUAUUAUCCCAAAGGACAAGAAAGUAUAACAACACUGAGUCAAUAGUGUAACGAAGAUCAUUUCGUCUGAAUAUUAUGGAACUGUAACUUCCUCUGGAAACCACUUCUAUAUCCGAUAUAUUUUGCACCUGUCAAUCUCUUACGUUAAAGUAUUUAUUAUUGUAAUGUAUAUUUAGAUUCACCUGUCAUCCUUUAAUCACUCUGUGAUGAUUAAAAUUUCUUACUGUCGGUUCUGCUUAUCUCCAUUACGAAUAUGUUAAGAAAUUAAUCGUGUUAAGAUGUCAUAUAGCACGUGACCAAAUGUAUACCCUUUUUCUAUUCACGUACUAGUUACAAAGGUCAUGUGACAUUUUUCAACGCCCGUUUUGAAAAAAAAACAACAACAAAAAACAGACGUGUUAUGGGAUGGCGCCUGCGUCUGUCCGUCCGUCCUUCCGUCAUAAUUUGUGU
Mercenaria mercenaria is the source of this 2634-nucleotide messenger RNA. Its product is annotated as carbohydrate sulfotransferase 11-like. The transcript is spliced from 2 exons. Gene Ontology annotation, biological process: carbohydrate biosynthetic process. Gene Ontology annotation, molecular function: sulfotransferase activity. The coding region runs from base 149 to 1291 and encodes 380 amino acids. Gene Ontology annotation, cellular component: membrane. The record is from RefSeq and is a predicted model, not a curated record. Lineage: Eukaryota; Metazoa; Mollusca; Bivalvia; Venerida; Veneridae.